Molecule: messenger RNA, 492 nt
Organism: Saccostrea echinata
Lineage: Eukaryota; Metazoa; Mollusca; Bivalvia; Ostreida; Ostreidae
Product: scavenger receptor class F member 2-like
Exons: 3
Coding region: 1-492 (163 amino acids)
Molecular function (GO): scavenger receptor activity
Source: RefSeq, a predicted model, not a curated record
AUGCUUCUUCAUAUUUUGUUUAAAGCUUGUCUGAAGGGUUUUCAUGGCACGGACUGUAUGUUUACUUGCUCUCCACCAACAUUUGGUGAAAAGUGCCUGUCCACAUGUCAUUGUCCAAAUGAAAGUUGCCACCAUGUUUUUGGCUGCAAGAAUUCUUCAGCUGUGUGUGAAUCGGGGAAGUUUGGUAAUUACUGUCAGUAUAUUUGUCGAUACCCUAGCUAUGGAGAUAGAUGCCAACAGCGCUGCAAAUGUGACGAAGACCACUGUAAUCCCUCUACAGGAUGUCAAGAAUUGGAUUCUACUCACCGUAUCUCCUCUGAAGCAUAUUUAAGUAUGUUGGCUACAACAGAAACCUCCACUGUAUUUGGUUCUACAGAUUCUACUUUGAAGAAAACCAGUGAUGGUAUUUUUCUAGCAAUGACUGCAUUUUUAGCAAAUUUUUCCAUUUUUGCUUUUCAUGAAAAAUUGUUAACACAAUUAGUAAUUUCAUAA